Planococcus citri (citrus mealybug) is the source of this 3213-nucleotide messenger RNA. RefSeq names its product eukaryotic translation initiation factor 2-alpha kinase-like. NCBI's taxonomy places the organism in Eukaryota, Metazoa, Arthropoda, Insecta, Hemiptera, Pseudococcidae. Gene Ontology annotation, molecular function: eukaryotic translation initiation factor 2alpha kinase activity; protein binding; ATP binding. Gene Ontology annotation, biological process: protein phosphorylation. Bases 391 to 3051 code for a protein of 886 amino acids. The record is from RefSeq and is a predicted model, not a curated record. Gene Ontology annotation, cellular component: nucleus; cytoplasm. The transcript is spliced from 17 exons.
UAACAACGUAUCUUUCGUUAGUGAUUUUGUAAUAAUAAUAAUGUCUUUCACUAUUAGUUGCGUUGUUUAGUAGUAUUGCGCCUGCGCGUAAUUUACAUUUAGUUUUACUUUUACCUACUUGUAAACUGUUUGUGAAUACGUCAAGAUAUAUUCAAGGGUAUACGCCGCGAUCAUGAGCGGCCAUUGGCGGAGGUAGUGUGGUGCCGUUGGAGUUGUUUUUCCUUUACGGUAUUACUUCUUGAACAAAACUCCGUCGUCGAAAUAUCAUCGUAGAAGUGUUGCUGUUGCUUUUCAGUUUCGGAUUGAAUUCAAUGGCAACUAUCAUUACACCUCUGUCAAAGUUUAAGCCAAUCUGCGCCUGGAUUUAACAAUUUCUUCAAUUCGAAUAAAAUGCUAAAUUUUUCUUUUUAUUUUGACGAAGACACAAAUAUCGUAGACAUCUGCAAUGAACGACUGCUAAAUCGCAGAUUAAUUCUCGUGAGUACUUUGGAUGGCCGUCUCUCUGCUUUGGAUCUAGUGAAAGAUGGAUCGUUACGUUGGAGUAUCGAUACAGAACCAGGGCCACUGCUUUCUUCGACUAUUCAUCAAGUCGAGCAAUCCGAAGAUUCUCGAUCGUACAGACUGAUUCCUUCGUUGAGCGGUGGUCUUUACAAGUUCGAUGGAGCGUUUGUCGAACCGAUGCCCCUUAAUGUUGAUCAUCUACUGAAAUCUUACUCCGACGAUGACAUUACUGGUGGUAAAGAAGUUCGUUCGUACGCGGUUGAAAUCGAAAGUGGAAAGAUCUUGUACGAAUGUUCGAUGAAAGAAUGCAGCAAUUGGACGGAGAAUAACUAUUUGAACUAUGAUAUUAUGUUGGUUCGACGUGAAACACAAAUCGUUCGAGCUAUAGAACCUCAAACUCGGAUCGAGAAAUGGAACUAUAGUGUCGGAUUACAUAACGUAGUAUUGACCCGAGGUGGUUUACCGGAAUGCAGUUUUAACCAAGAACCGAUUAACAUCGACAUCAAAGUAGAUGUUCCGAAAGGACUACUCUCAGUGGUUAAUAAAUCCGAACCUAGCAAAAUAUUGUGGCAAUAUCAGUUCGAAUCACCGGUUGCGAAUGUUUGGCAUCUAGUCGGAAAUCGUUUAGAGAACGUAGAUUUAUUCAGAGCUGCGGAAAGUGCCCCCGAAGAAAUCAGAACCCAGUCUAAUCCGUCCAUUUACAUCGGAUCGCAUAAUAAACAAUGGUACAUUCAAGAAAGUGAACCAUUCCAUCGUAAUUACCUCCUCCAAGACAAUCCUCUGCUGACUAUGAAGAAGUUUAAAUUCGUCCCCGCUGUUGACAGUGACAGUGAUCGGAAUCUACCUCAGAUUACUGAUGGCAGCGGUCACAAUUCAUCCACUUCUUUAACUAAGUUGUACGAUGUAGAAGCUGUGAAUGGUAAAGGAUACUAUUCGUACUGCGAAGAUAAGAAGAGCGAAUGUCGUGCCGAAAGAAAACCGCCGAACGUUUCAACUUCGAAAUCAUUCUGGUGGAAAGAAUCCUUCAUCGUGUUGAUUAUCACCUUCGUGCUGUUCAAAUAUCUGAAUCCGUGUCCGAAUUUAUUCUCCUUCAGCAUUACCGAAACCAUCAAGUCAUUUUUGAAUAGAUUACGCCGCGUGGAAGUUCCCAAAGAAUCAGCGAUGGAGGCAACAACCGGACAUCAAGAUCCGGGGCCGAGUAUUGCGUUCACGAGCACGUUUUCGGAAUACGAAAUUAAAUCCUUUAAAUCGCGUUAUUUGGACGAUUUUGAACCUAUUCAUUGUCUUGGCAAAGGCGGUUUCGGUGUGGUUUUCCAAGCUCGAAAUAAAAUCGACGAUUGCCACUACGCGAUUAAAAGAAUAACGUUACCAAACAGAGAAGAAGCUCGUGAACGAGUAAUGCGCGAAGUGAAAGCUCUAGCCAAGCUGGAGCAUCAGCACAUCGUUCGUUAUUUUCAAGCUUGGCAGGAAUGCCCACCGGUUGGAUGGCAGGAGGAGCAGGAUAAAUUAUGGAAGAAUAAAACAAAAGACGAAUAUUUAAGCUCCGAGCCGGAGGAUUGCCUAAGCUCCGAAAUGGACGGCUUGUCAACCACCAAUACGUCACCCUCGCAUUUCAAUAACAACGUCUUUGACCAGACUACCAAUAGCUGUGAUCUAAAUUUAAAUGGAUUUCAAAACGGCGACGCUGCUGUUCCUAGUACUUCCGAUAAAAGCAAUAAUUCGUUCGUCGAAUUCCGAACCUCGUCGCAAUCGGAAAACAGCGACGCUCAAUUGAAAUCAAAUCGCCAAAGCGAUCCGGUGUGCUGUACUGCAGCUACGUACGAAAUAAAACGACGUAAAUCGUUGCAAAAAACUUCCAAAGUUUAUCUCUACAUACAGAUGCAACUGUGCCAAAAAAGUAGUCUUAAAGAAUGGCUGUGCGAUAAUCCAAAUCGAGAUAUGAAUACGAUAUUGAACAUAUUCGAUCAGAUUGUGCAGGCUGUCGAAUAUGUGCAUUUACAAGGACUUAUUCACCGUGAUCUCAAACCAUCUAAUAUAUUCUUCUCGCCCGAUGGCCAGAUUAAAGUCGGUGAUUUCGGCCUGGUUACCGAGAUGAUCGAAGAUAGCGAGUACUCCGUUGAGAAAACCAAACCAACGUACUUUGACGAAAGUCGAACCGCUAAUGUCGGUACUGAAUUAUACAUGAGUCCGGAACAAGUUCAUGGCAAACCGUACAAUCAUAAGGUUGAUAUAUACUCAUUGGGCAUAAUAUUUUUCGAACUAUUGGUACCGUUUUCCACCGAAAUGGAGCGAUAUAAAACGUUGACCGCUUUAAGAAGCAAUAAAUUCCCUCAAGAUUUCCCCGAUAAAUAUGAGAACGAAUUCAAUUUACUCUCAAUGAUGCUAGCAAACGUACCUGAUGCACGACCAACUACAUUUGGGAUAAAAGCCAGACCACCUUUGAGUACAUUCCGAACUUUCGAAGGCUCAAAUUUACAAGACUGGCAUUUUGAACUGCCUACCAAGAAUAAUUCUAAUAUUUUAAGAAAAUCUAGCUCCGAGUCAGCUUGAUUGUAAUUUAAAUGUUCCUGUUUAACGUUAUUUUAAUUUUGUAAGCUUUAAAUGUUUUUUGUAUUAUUUUUUUCCUCUUUGUAUUAUGUUUAUGUUACAUCGCGUUGUGUGUACUAGUAGUUAUUUAUCAUCGUGUAAAUAAUACAUUUUCUUUUUUACCAA